GGCCUUCCUGCCCAGCGGCCAGCCGGAGCCUUGCCAGCUUAAGUAUGGCAGAUUUUUCAGACUCAGAAGGAAGUGUAAAUUGGAAAGAAAGAUGUGUAACUUUGGAGUCACAGCUGAUGAAGUUUCGUCUCCAGGCAAGCAAGAUCAGAGAGCUGUUAGCCGAGAAGAUGCAGCAACUUGAGAGACAAGUUAUUGAUGCAGAUCGUCAAGCAGAGAGGGCUUUUCAGCAGGUGCAGAUUAUGGAAGAAAAAUUGAAAGCAGCUAAUGUUCAGACCAGCGAAUUGGAGACCAGAUUGUAUAAGAGGUGUCAAGAUCUGGAGACUCUGCUACAGGAGAAAGAUGACAUUAUACAAAACUUGGAGCAACAACUUGAAGAACAGAAGCAAAUCAGAAUACAAGAGGCAAAAAUCAUAGAAGAAAAAGCCGCUAAAAUAAAAGAAUGGGUGACAGUCAAGCUCCAUGAGUUAGAGGUAGAAAAUCAGAAUCUUCGCUCAAUCAAUCAAAACCAAAAUGAAGAGAUGAGAACAAUGCAGUCUAAACUGCAAGAAAGUAAGGGGAAGAAGUGUGUCCCUUCAACACACAAACCUGGGGAAGGCCAGCGACUAAGUAGUUUGACUUUUGGAUGCUUUAUGAACAGAGCAAGAAGUUCACAGCAAGCUAUUAAAUUUGAUGAAAUAAGCAAAUCUUCAUCUAAAGAAUCAGAAUUAAGUGACGAGAAAAACUUCCAGCAACCAUCCCUGGCUGCUCUUCCACAUGAGAGCAAUAAAGGUCAGAGAUCAUUGCAUCAAAGCACCUGUGGAUCAGAACAAAAUAAAAAUUCAAGAACAAAUUACCCAUCAAAAGAUACAGAUAGUAGUAUACCAAAGAACACAUGCAUGCUAGGAAGUGACUGGAGCUCCGAUGAAGAUGAAGGACAUGAUAAAAGACCAAAAUCCACAUGUGCUUCUACCCUUUCAAGUCAGACAUCUGAAGAAAGUGCAAGAUACAGCAGAAUUGGGAGUGAAAUGUAUUUGACAGCAUCUGACGAUAGUAGUUCUCUAUGUGAAGAGGACAGCUUUGCAGUUCAGAAAUCUGAGCACAAUCAGCUGUACUCCCGGCAGCAUGGAUGUCAGUGGAAAAGUCAGAACAAUCCAUUUGGAAAGAGCAAUUCUGAGUGUUUAGGUAGAAAAGAACAAGAUAGAUCUUCAGAUGAACUGAAUAAGAAAUUUCAGUCUCAGCGAUUAGAUUGUUCAUCCUCAUCUAGUAAAGCAAAUAACCCAAGUUCAAUUUUAAUCUCUGCUCUAGCACUUAAGUAUCCAGUCCUGACACCUACAGCAGAUUCUCGGUGUGUGACACAAUCAAAUUCGUCAUCAAAUUUGCCACCUCCAAAGUUACGGACUCCCAAUGUUUUUAGUAUAAGUGUAGCAUUGGCAAAAAAGCACUUAAGUCAACCCCAGCUCAGUUCUGACAGAAUGUUUGAUAGAAAUAGAAAUGCUAUAAGCAUGAUACGACCCUUGAGACCUCAGGAAACAGAUAUUGACUUGGUGGAUGCAGAAAAUACUGACAUUGUAGAGAAAAUGGAGAUUGAUUUUGAUGGUACAUUUACCUAUGACUCUUUUGAGGCACAGGGUGAAGAAGAUCAGGAGUCCAGUGAUAUAACAAGGAAGGCAAUUAGCAACAAGCCCCCUACCCCUCCUCUGCAUCGAUUCCCCUCCUGGGAAAGCAGAAUUUAUGCUGUAGCCAAGUCAGGUUUACGAAUGUCUGAAGCUUUCAACAUGGACUCUUUUAACAAAAGUACUGCUGCUAUAGCUUCGUGUACCAUAUCUGGACUAUACACUUCUUUGAUAUACAAGAACAUGACCACUCCAGUCUACACUAUUUUGAAAGGGAAAGCAACUCAAAUAAGCAACAGCCCAUUCUUAGAUGACUCUUCAGGAUCAGAGGAAGAAGACAGCUCCCAGUGCAGCUCACAGACCUCAGAAUCAGACUCUCGAAGUAGAAGUGGCCCAGGUAGCCCUAGGGCCAUGAAACGAGGUGUGUCUUUGUCUUCUAUGGCCUCAGAAAGCGACUAUGCUAUUCCUCCUGAUGCCUACUCAACAGAUACAGAAUAUUCAGAGCCAGAGCAGAAACUCCCUAAAACCUGUUCCUCAUCUAGUGAUAAUGGAAAAAAUGAGCCUUUGGAAAAAUCUGGAUAUUUGUUAAAAAUGAGUGGUAAAGUAAAAGCUUGGAAGCGACGAUGGUUUGUGCUCAAAGGCGGUGAGUUAUUGUACUACAAAUCUCCGAGUGAUGUAAUUCGAAAGCCACAUGGUCAAAUUGAGUUGAGCGUAUCCAGCCACAUUGUAAGAGGGGAUGGAAAACAAACAGUUCAGUUGAUCACAGAAAAACGAACUUACUACCUGACGGCAGAUUCUCCCAACAUCUUAGAAGAAUGGAUCAAAGUACUGCAGAAUGUCCUUAAAAUACAGGCUGCUAGUCCACUUUUCAUACAGCCUGAUGUGAAACCAGCCAUGAAAGGUUUGCUGACCAAGGUGAAACAUGGAUACUCCAAAAGAGUGUGGUGUACUCUGGUUGGAAAAACUCUUUACUAUUUCCGUAGUCAAGAAGAUAAGUUUCCUCUUGGUCAAAUCAUGCUUUGGGAAGCUAAAGUUGAAGAAGUUGACAGGUCAUGUGAUUCAGAUGAAGAUUACGAGGCCAGUGGUCGCAGUCUAUUAUCAACACAUUAUACCAUUGUUAUCCAUCCUAAAGAGCAAGGACCUACCUAUCUUCUUAUAGGAUCCAAACAUGAGAAGGACACUUGGCUUUAUCACCUGACUGUGGCUGCUGGGAGCACCAAUGUAAAUGUUGGAUCCGAAUUUGAACAGCUUGUUUGCAAACUGCUAAAUGUGGAAGGAGAGCAUACCUCUCAAAUUUGGAGACAUCCUACUCUUUGUCACAGCAAAGAAGGAAUUGCUUCACCUCUUACAACACUGCCAUCAGAGGCCCUGCAAACUGAAGCAAUUAAAUUAUUUAAGACCUGCCAGUUGUUUAUUAAUGCUGCAGUUGACUCUCCUGCCAUUGAUUACCAUGUAUCUUUGGCCCAAAGUGCUUUGCAAAUCUGCCUCACUCAUCCUGAGCUUCAAAAUGAGAUCUGUUGCCAGCUCAUUAAACAAACAAGAAGACGACAUCCACAGAACCAAGCUGGACCAAUACAGGGUUUGCAGCUGUUAGCUCUCUGUGUUGGACUAUUCCUUCCUCAGCAACCAUUCCUUUGGCUCCUCAAACUUCACUUAAAAAAGAAUGCCGAUUCCAGAACUGAAUUUGGGAAAUAUGCAAUUUACUGUCAGCGAUGUGUUGAGAGAACCCAGCAGAAUGGAGAUCGAGAAGCAAGGCCAUCUAGGAUGGAAAUCCUUUCAACUCUUCUAAGAAACCCCUAUCACCACUCAUUGCCCUUCAGUAUUCCAGUUCAUUUCAUGAAUGGUAUAUAUCAGGUUGUUGGGUUUGAUGCCUCCACCACGGUGGAAGAAUUUCUGAACACCCUUAAUCAGGACACAGGAAUGAGAAAACCAGUCCAGUCAGGAUUUGCAUUAUUUACUGACGAUCCUUCUGGCAAGGAUAUAGAACACUGUCUUCAUGGGAACAUCAAGAUCUGUGACAUUAUUUCUAAAUGGGAGCAGGCCUCCAAAGAACAGCAUCCUGGGAAAUGUGAAGGCACAAGAACUGUGCGCCUUACAUAUAAAAACAGGCUUUAUUUCGCAAUCCAAGCCCGGGGAGAGACAGACAGGGAAAAGCUGUUGUUAAUGUAUCAGACAAAUGACCAAAUAGUAAAUGGACUUUUUCCUGUAAACAAAGAACUGGCACUGGAAAUGGCAGCUCUUUUAGCUCAGGUUGAAAUUGGGGACUUUGAAAGACCUUUCUCAACUCCAGCAGGGCAAGUUACUUCUCCCUCCAAGUCCAAUCAAACAUUGAAACAAGUUGUGGAGAAAUUCUACCCAAAGAGAUAUAGGCAUGGCUGUUCAGAAGAACAAUUAAGACAGCUUCGUCAGCGAUUAUCAACUAGAUGGAUGGCUCUUCGGGGGCAAAGUGCUGCUGAUUGUGUGCGCAUUUAUCUCACGGUAGCCAGAAAAUGGUCAUUCUUUGGUGCUAAAAUGUUUGCGGCAAAACCUCUAACAACAUCCACAUUUGAGAAUUCCUUCAUAUGGCUUGUUGUCCAUGAAGAUGGAGUAAGCAUUCUAGAAUACAGCUUUCUGCGAUUAAUAGUUACAUAUGUACACAAAAGUUUGAUGACAUUUGGAGGCUACCAAGAUGACUUUAUGCUGAUAGUUAACAAUGCUCAGUCAAAAGACAAGUCAAAUGAAAAACUCCUUUUUGCCAUGGCAAAACCAAAGAUUCUUGAGAUCACUCUACUGAUUGCCAGCUAUGUUAACCACUUCCAUCAGCAAAAGGGGGCUGUUAAUCAUCUCUCUACUUCAACACUGUUCUCACCUCAAACAGGACAGAAAACCAAAGAAAUGGGGAGUCAGCUGCUUCUUUCAAACAGCAGACCAACCAAAGGUCCUACUUUGUUAUGAAAGGAUCAGAUACCUCUGAAAAUGUAUACUAAUGCCUUAUGGUAUGCUUCCUGCAUUGACGGGACAUCUUUGGAUGUGCCAUAUAUACAGCAUAUAUUAGUCUGUAACACAGGCCAAGAAAGCUGGUCUGGUUUCCAUUCAUUUUAGUUAGAGGCCCCUGUUAAGCUUUAUUGUAGAUGGGAUGAUUAUCCUGUCUGAUGAUGCUAACUCCAAUUUUGGACAUGAGUAUUCAAAAAUACUUCUGAAGAAGGUUCUUUUGUGGAUGGGGAAUUGGUCUCUUAAUUUAUUUCAAUGUCAGGUAUUUUGAAGACAUUUUCUCAUGAAGGACAAUAUUUUCACCUUUCUACUCUUACAAGUUGUAUAACCUUGAUUAUAAAAAAGCAUGUUUGUUUAAAUGGGAAAACAAAUACAUGUACUUUCCAUUCCCUCGCACUUUCUUGUCUGUAAUACAUGCAACCCAGGAAACAGUCAAAAGGGGACAUUUUUAUGAAAGCUCUAUUUUGAAGUAUUGGUUGCACAUCAUUGAUUGUAUACUUUAUUAUAAAUGUCCUUCCUUAUACAACAGUUUACUUGUCUAAUCCACAGCAGUGGUCUGGUAGUAUCUACACAAUUCUUCUUUUUGAAUUUCUAAAGCUAAAUUUGGCAUAUGUUGUGGAUUACGUAUUUUAAAAAAUUAUAGUCAGAAUUCUUAAAAAAUCAGUUUUCUUCCAUAGUUUUGUCUCAUCUUUAAAUAACAUAGGCCAAAAAUUAGUAAGUUAGAAUUCAAACCACAAAAGCAAUAUAAAGAGCACUUACAUGAAUAGGUACGUGUAAACGUGGAGGCACAGAUUUCAUAAAAUAUGUGACAUGUACAUUGUACAUACCAGUAGAAUAGCAUAUUUUAUAAAUAUAUGCCUAAUACAAGAAAGUGUUCUACUUGUUUUUGUUUUAACAUUUUUCAAAUUUUAUCCAUGCAUUUCACACCUUAAUAUUAGUAUGAGGGCCUCUUGCCCACUAGAAAAAUCAUUUAAUAGAUUAAAUUCAAUUAUAAAUCAUUGAUCUUGUAGCUAUUUCUUAAUUUCUGUGGCAACUAAUACUAGCUAUCAAGUACAUUUGUCACUUAAAACUGUAUUUUGUCCCUUGUGGUUUAUUCUAGAACCUGGAGUAAUGUUAUAAUACUGAAUUUUUAACAUCAGUGAAUGGAAUUAAUAAUCUCUAUUUAUGGUAUCACUUAAAAAAAGUUUGGUAUCCAUCUCAUGAGGCUUACCCCUUACGUGAGGCAAACGGUGUAUAUACCUGAAAGACUCGGGCCAGGUUACAAAUAACACAGUUUGCAGGAAAGAACACAUUACACAGAACACAUUUAAAAACUGGAGAAAGAGAUUGAAAGCUGAAUUAAUAGCAAGGAUGCUACAGAGGACUCAAUGAGGCAUCUAAUUCUUCUGAAAGCCUGAAAUCAUGCCAAAUCCACUGGUCUCCAUGACUUCUAUACUAUUUUGUUAAUGAUACUGAAGGUUAAAGUUCUGUUCUGGAAAGUAUAAACUGAGAACAACUGAAGUCAUUACACUGGCAAAGCCCUCAUUUACAUGAAGUUAAAGUGCAGCAUCAAACCCUAGAACUCAAUCCUGCAAUGAAACACAUGCUUAAUUAUAUGAAUGUGAAUAGUCUCAUUGACAUCAAUGAGCCACACAUAUCCAUAAGUGUUUUUAGAAUCAGUACCUUAGUAAUUAAUGUCAAGGAAUUUCUCUCAUCUUGUUAGCGGUAUUAUUCAAGAGAAAUGUUUUAUUUUGAAGAAAGAUAGAACCAACUACAGAAAUCCAGAGCUCUAUUUUACCCACAAAACAGGGCUUCUUGUGUGCAAACCACUUCAACCUUCUGUCUCAAAUCAUUCUUUCUACUGCCUGCUCGCCAGUCCUUUAUAACACAUCAGGCACAAUUACUUUAUCCCAUGAGUGGACACAAAGUAUUAUUCACUAGCAUCUCUGCUGGAAUGCAUUAAGUUUUCUGUUGUGGGUUCCUAGCAUUUGCCAAGUUCUGGAAGCAUAUAACAAUGUAGGUAUCACAGUGGUAUUGAAUAACUUUAUCUUGAUUCUUGUAUUAGUCUCCUUAUUUUUCCAAAUAUUUGUCAGUCUCAGAAAGGGUCCACUUGUCUUUCCAGUUCUUCUGCCACCUCCUUAUAGAUGUGGCCAUUGGAACAUUGCUUCCAAGAUACGCAAACUCAUUAACCAUGCCAUAUUUUUCACUGUUAAUGACCUAUGCACUAUCACUGCCAACUUGUCUUCCGAUGACUUUCAUUUUCUUUUGGCCUAUUUUUAAUCCUACUUUAGUGGCCUCACAUUUGCUAUUGAUAGUGGUCUUUCACAUAGUAUCAUCUUCUGUGUCCAGUGAAGCAAUGUCUUCAGAAAAAUUGAGCUCUUGAAAUUUUCCUCUACUCCAUAUAAUUCUUGUAUCUUCUCUUGCUGUUGCUUUUCAUAUCACAUAAUCUAUCACAGUGCAGAAGAGGAGAGAUGAUAAGAUGCAUCCUUGUUGCACUUCAGUGACAAUAUCAAACCUGCUGGUCUCUCCACUGUCUAUCCAUACGCAAAACUUUGAACCUUCAUACAGAAUCUUGGUAUGUCUUAGUACAUCUGAAGAACAGUGUUAUAAUAUUUCUCCUCUUCUGUAAUUUGAAAGAAGACUCUUAAAAUCUAUAUUGUUUAAUAUUUGACUCCCCUUGCAAGCAGUAUUUUACCUAUUUAUCAUUGUACGAUGGUAGCUGCUACCACAGUUUCCCUCUGUUUGCUUAGGGAGGUUCAACAUUCCAGCCAAACUUCAAAAAUUACUUUUUCUUUCAGGGUGUGACUGUUCUCAGGGUAGAAGACUGAAAGUCACCUUGUGAGCUCCACUUCUAGCUAGAGGGAGUUUUGUCUGUGGUAACAGGAUGUUAGCUACAUAACACAACCAGCAUCUCAACCACUCAAGUAUUCUCCUCUGGGCAAUGCCAGUUCUGUCUUUGCCUUAUGGUCUGAAGGUUGAAGUGCCCCCCACAGCCUUCUUGAACCAUUCACUUAUGAUAACCAGUCCCUGGCCCUGGCUACUCACAGAAAUCCCAGAUCUUUUGAUCUGAAUGGAACCACAGUUUACCUUAAAUUGCUGCUCUGGUAUAACACACAACACUUGUAAUGAAACAAACAAAAGUUUAUUUAAGAAAGCAUAGAGAUUCUGUUAGUUGAUGGCUUUCCACUGACUGUUCUGGAACGGAGCAAUAGUAGACAACUGAGCCUUGUAUUAGUUCAUCAGCUAUACAGGGAAGGGUGGCUGCUCCAUCCUGCAUUUGCAGGCCAUCACCUGCCUGCUAAUUACUCCCUGGUGACUCCUUGCAACCAUCAGACCAUAAGGGCAUAAACUUAAAUAGAGUUACAUUAUUUCUUCAGUCUGAUCUGUACACACAUCAUGCCAUGAUUAUGAACAUUGAUGAGUUGCAAGCUUUCAGCAGAGAUCGUAUCUGUUGCCCUUUACAGACAAAUAUACUAUAAGCAAUGUAUUUGGUAUGGUCAGUUUGUGAAGUCUGAAACGAGAGAUGUUUAUAAACACAAGGGACCUUUUGCAAAGUGGCCUCUAUGUUAACAAGAAUCCAACAAAGCAAACAAAUUCAGAAUGUUCACUCCCUCAGUGCAGAAGCAUACUAGCUGCUCCUGUACCACUGAGUUUCUUCCACAGCUCUAACGUGGAGCUGCAAGCAGCAUGAAUGGCCAGUGACCUACCUACCUGGGGAGUCUAAUCCCUGGCUUUGUACUCAAGACUCCACCCUUCCUCUUCUGACCACCUCCCCUUCUAUCCCUCCUCCUCCUGCAGGAUCCCAGAACACCCCCCUGUGACCUGCUUGGCUCUAGAACCAGAAGGCUGAGAGCUAGAGGAACAAGAUCCUAGCCCCAGUGCUCCAGAGCCUCUGUACGGCAUGGCUGCCAUGCCCCCAACCCCGAGGCUUUAGGUGGCCUCAGUCCUGGUACUCAGGCAGCCAGCCCCAGAGCACCAGUCAGGUAGAACCACCAGCCACGUUUGACAUCCUGGGCUUCCUCCCGGGAAGCAUGCUGGCCUGGGAGCAGAGCCACAGCCUUCCCCUUCCUUCCAUGCCUGCUGCCAUGGCAAGCAGCUCCUGGACUCUCCAGACUUACUUGCCUAAGCAUGCCUUCAGGGUACUUUUCUCCAGCCCUGUGGCUAUUGUAGGCCUCUUCCCACGCUCUUCUAAAUCUCCCCUUGCCUGUUUUGUCUGGAGAGACCCACCAGAAAGUUGUUCCUUUCAGGUAAAGAAUACCUGCAGCACAUAUUCUCUCUUCCUUGUUCCCUCUGACAUCCCUGGAAGUGCCAGAAUGGCUUGGGUCUGGGCUGAACAGACCCUUUUGAUGCUAUCUCCAAAGUUUGUAUUUAUAAUUUUGAUGAAUUAGAGAAUAGCCAAAACAGAGGGCCACGAAACUGACAUUUGAUCUGUCAUGGACUUUCUAUGUAGCUUUAAGACAAACCAAAAUUUUCGGAAGUGUGUGUUUUGGCUUUCUUGAAACAAUUAUUGUUCACCACUUCAGAAAAUUGAUCCACUCAUUUAAAUGCCUAAAUAUGGAUUUAGGUGCUUAACUCUAGGCACUCAAAUUUGAAAUGUUUUGCUUUAACUUAUGUUCCUCUUCUGCUCCAUCUGUAAAGUGGGAAUAAUAUUAAUAUAUACCUACCUCACAGACCUAUCAUGAAGAUUAAGCACUUGUAUGGGACUUGAAAAUAGAGCGCUCUAUGGAAUGGUUAAGUAUUAUUAUUUUCCUUUAUAAUUUUUAUUCUUUUUAAUUUGGUAAUCACUGAGUUUGAAAUUUUUUUUAGAAUGGAAGUAAAAUGAAUGUCUAUUUUUGUUGAACCUUCUUCAGUUUUUCAUGCCAAAAGCUAUUUUUGUGCACUAGCAUCAGUAAACAGUCCCUGCUUGUUUCUGGGGAUAAUGAGAGUUAAUUACUGCUGGAGUUCUGCAGGCAAAGAUAGCCCUGAGCUUUGAGUAUAGUCUCCAGCACAUAAGAAUAUCCAUAAGGGAUGAGACCAAAGGUCCAUGUAACCCAGUAUCCUGUCUUCCAUGAGUGGCCAGUGUCAGGUGUCCCAGAG
Messenger RNA from Pelodiscus sinensis (Chinese soft-shelled turtle), 9617 nucleotides. It is a transcript of the gene PLEKHH2, whose product is annotated as pleckstrin homology, MyTH4 and FERM domain containing H2. Gene Ontology annotation, cellular component: cytoskeleton; cytoplasm. Gene Ontology annotation, biological process: negative regulation of actin filament depolymerization. Gene Ontology annotation, molecular function: actin binding. The record is from RefSeq and is a predicted model, not a curated record. Lineage: Eukaryota; Metazoa; Chordata; Testudines; Trionychidae.